This is a messenger RNA of Dentiscutata erythropus, 199 nucleotides long. The record is from the annotation of a GenBank genome assembly. NCBI's taxonomy places the organism in Eukaryota, Fungi, Glomeromycota, Glomeromycetes, Diversisporales, Gigasporaceae.
AUGGGUAUAUCAUAUAAGCGUCGAUCUCAACUGAAGAAUUGUAAUAAAAUUCGAUUAGAAAAGCAGCAUAACAAGACGAUGAUUAAUAAUAUAAAUCAGUGUUUGGAUACAAUGGAUUCUAAUCAACUUCAAUACAUUCUAAAUACUAUACAAAGUACUUUAACUAUGAGCGAAGAUAAUUCACAACCUGUAAUUGAAA